Anopheles cruzii is the source of this 2775-nucleotide messenger RNA. RefSeq names its product nuclear hormone receptor FTZ-F1 beta (gene Hr39). Lineage: Eukaryota; Metazoa; Arthropoda; Insecta; Diptera; Culicidae. Gene Ontology annotation, molecular function: zinc ion binding; RNA polymerase II cis-regulatory region sequence-specific DNA binding; nuclear receptor activity. The coding region runs from base 1 to 2775 and encodes 924 amino acids. The transcript has 7 exons. The record is from RefSeq and is a predicted model, not a curated record. Gene Ontology annotation, biological process: tissue development; regulation of transcription by RNA polymerase II; hormone-mediated signaling pathway. Gene Ontology annotation, cellular component: RNA polymerase II transcription regulator complex.
AUGAAAAUAAUGACGUCAACGGAAAUCACCGGAUCGCCGACGAGUCGCGGCGGUAACGUGUCCGUCACGGCGAUCAACUGCAGCGACGAUGGCGGAGGAGGACCGGGUGGAACCGGGGGCGGAACACCGGUGUCGCUGGACGCCAAGUUGGCCGCUGCUUCCUCUGCAUCGGGCACCGCCACGCUCCUCAGCCACAACAACAACAACAACAACCAUAUCGCAAGCAACAACAACAGUGUGGUUGCGUGUAGCAACAACAACAACACCGUCGGUGGCCAGGGAACAGGGAUUUUUGGGGCCGUCGGGAGCGCCAGCAUCCGGAUCACUGUGCCGAAGAUGGAGGAAUCGGAUGAGUCCGAUACGGAGCUGUCGAACAUUGAGAAGUCGGUGACCACAAACGGAGCGGCCGCCGGAGGAGUGGUGGUCAGCAUGCGGGAACACGAGCGUAGCGCCAGCAAAAGCCUUCCGCGCCCAAUGUCCUGGGAGGGUGAGCUCUCGGAGCCGGAAGCGAUGAUGGUGGACAACGAGAGCAGCAGUAGUAGUAGUAGUGGCGGCAGUAGCAGCAGCAGUAGCAACGACAAGAUUGCCGUAGGCUUGAUGACCCCGAUCGAACCGGUCGUCGCGUUGAAGCAGGAACGAUCGGAAGACGAACAGCAACACCAGCAGCAGCAGCAGGAGUCGCAAGGAGUGCAAACUCCCGGACCGGGCAUUACGGAACCGCUGGCACUUACGGCCAGCGCUCCUCAACAUGGGACUGUGGUGGCGGCGCCGUCCCCGGCCGGCUUGCGGUCCAGUGUGGCCAGUAACUCACCGCUCCCCGGUCGACUGUUGAUCAAACCCGAAGCAGGACUCCCAUUAAUCACGCCCGGUUUGGCGUACAACGCGUCCAACAUUCCACCCACCAGCGGCCUACCGUCGGCCAAGAAACUCCCGGAUGUGAUCAACCUCAAGUACGAGCUGCCACCGACGACACCGGGCAGUUCGGAGCAAGCAGGGUCCACAACGAUUCACUCGCCGCUGCUCGUUCGCUCCAAAACUACGCUCCUUCCGGCCAACCCGAGUCCCGAUUCGGCCAUCCACUCGGUGUACACGCACAGCUCACCGAGCCAGUCACCGCUCACGUCCCGCCACGCACCCUACACGCCGUCGCUGAGCCGAAACAAUAGUGACGCAUCGCACAGCAGCUGCUACUCGUACUCGUCCGAGUUCAGCCCAACCCAUUCGCCGAUCCAGGGACGUCACAGUAUAUUCGGUGGUGGCACCGGUGCCGGGGGCGGUGUUAAUGGCACGGCGAGCGCAUCCUUUAACGGGUCGCCCCUGCACCACUCAGUAUUAUUCAAACCGAUGCUGGACGGGGCCGAUCCGCAGCAGCAGCAGCACCAUCAGCAGCAGGCUGCCCUCAAGCAGCUGGCUGCGGCGGCGGCCGCUGCCGCCCAACAGGACGAUUCGCUGUACGACGGAGAGCAUCUGCCAUCGCCCGGUAUCUCCCGGCAGCAGCUAAUCAACAGUCCCUGCCCGAUUUGUGGUGAUAAAAUUUCCGGCUUCCACUACGGCAUCUUCUCGUGCGAGUCGUGCAAGGGGUUCUUCAAGCGGACGGUGCAGAACCGCAAGAACUACGUGUGCCUUAGGGGGGCGGCCUGUCCUGUGACGAUAGCGACGCGGAAAAAGUGUCCCGCCUGCCGGUUCGAGAAGUGCCUUCAGAAGGGAAUGAAGCUGGAAGCCAUCCGAGAAGAUCGAACACGUGGUGGCCGAUCGACGUACCAGUGUUCGUACACCCUGCCAGGGCCGCUGGUGAGCGCCGUUGGAGGGAUGCAGCCAGGCAGUGACUCCCCGGUGACCGGUCCGUUUCAGUAUGGCGGCAACGCGGUACGAUCACCGUACGUUGGUGGUGGCCCAGGCUCCGGUGGUCAGCAGCUGAAAAUGGAACCGGGUGACGGUGGGGCGCCGAUGAUGGGUGGGCUGAACGGGACGAUGAUCGGUGACGGCGGUGGUUCCGGCAUCGGUAAUCACCUACAACCAGGCAUUCCAGUGUUGCUACAGGAAAUCAUGGACGUUGAGCCACUGUGGCAGUACAACGCGGCCGAGCUGGCCCGGCUCAAUCAGCCGCCACCGGCGGUGAGCAGUGCGGCGAUCGCCAGCAAUCCGCUACUCUCCAGUGCCGGCAUCUCGUCCGAAAGCAGCCCGGAUCUGAUCGCCAACCUGUGCAACAUCGCCGACCACCGGCUGUACAAGAUCGUCAAGUGGUGCAAGAGUUUGCCGCUGUUCAAGAACAUUUCGAUCGAUGACCAGAUCUGCCUGCUGAUCAACUCGUGGUGCGAGUUGUUACUAUUUUCCUGCUGCUACCGUUCGAUCGCGACUCCGGGCGAGAUCAAGAUCUCGCUCGGGAAGUCGAUCACGCUCGAACAGGUGAAAAACAGUGGAUUGCAGACCUGCAUCGAACGGAUGCUUCACCUGACGGACCAUCUGCGGCGGCUGCGCGUCGAUCGGUACGAGUACGUCGCCAUGAAGGUGAUCGUUCUGCUGUCGUCCGACACCUCCGAGCUGAAGGAGUCGGAAAAGGUGCGUGCAAGCCAGGAGAAGGCCCUGCAAGCGCUGCAGGCGUACACGCUUGCCUACUACCCGAAAAGUCCGGCCAAGUUUGGCGAGCUGCUGCUCCGGAUUCCGGAACUUCAGCGAACCUGUCAGGUUGGCAAGGAGAUGCUGACGAUCAAAUCGAAGGACGGCGAAGAACCAUCAUUCAACCUUCUCAUGGAGCUGCUCCGCGGCGAACAUUGA